AUGGAUAUUGACGAUCUCCUCGCCGAAGUCGCAGUCGACUCAACGCCUCAGGAAUCAAGAGACCUGCAGGAGUUGACGAGAGUAUGGGUUGCAGAGCGCACAGCGCCUGAGAUUCUCAGCUGGCCAGAGGAGCUGAUGGACAGAGUGCUAGAGCGGAUUAGACGGCAGAUUGAGCUUGUGGAAGACCAGACGGGAAAUAUGGACCCAAAGACAAAUUUCAAGCUUAUAGUCAUUCAAACAGAACUUGAGCGAUUCAAGUUCCUGGUCAGGAGCUUUUUGAGGGCAAGACUCAAGAAGAUCGACCAACACCCGCUCCACAUUCGCGCGCAACACACUGCCUCCCUCGAUACCAUGCGACCGCUUCUCUCCCCAUCCGAACUGCAGUACCUCACAUCGCACCAGGCGCUACUGUCGCAACACUACUCUGCGUCAUUUCUGUCACAAUUCCCAGCAUCACUGCAGCGGCUAGACGACACAACAGGUGGCAUUAGCAUGGUGGACAAGCCCGACGAAGACAAGGCCGUGUUUGUACGAGCACUUAGCGAUAUCGGGACUGUGUUCAUAGAAGGCACAGACCGCCGCCUCGAAAUGAAGAGAGGCGACGUAUGGGUAGUCCGGUGGAGUGCAGUGAGAAAAUGGGCUGUUGGGAGCGGAACCGGUGACGUAGAGCUUAUUUGA
This is a messenger RNA of Boeremia exigua, 678 nucleotides long. RefSeq lists its product as uncharacterized. Bases 1 to 678 code for a protein of 225 amino acids. The transcript has 3 exons. NCBI's taxonomy places the organism in Eukaryota, Fungi, Ascomycota, Dothideomycetes, Pleosporales, Didymellaceae. Gene Ontology annotation, biological process: DNA-templated DNA replication; double-strand break repair via break-induced replication. Gene Ontology annotation, cellular component: GINS complex. The record is from RefSeq and is a predicted model, not a curated record.